Calidris pugnax (ruff) is the source of this 11880-nucleotide messenger RNA. It is a transcript of the gene DOT1L, whose product is annotated as DOT1-like histone H3K79 methyltransferase. Gene Ontology annotation, cellular component: nucleus. The transcript has 29 exons. The record is from RefSeq and is a predicted model, not a curated record. The coding region runs from base 101 to 5161 and encodes 1686 amino acids. Gene Ontology annotation, molecular function: histone H3K79 methyltransferase activity. Gene Ontology annotation, biological process: DNA damage checkpoint signaling; DNA repair; regulation of transcription regulatory region DNA binding. Lineage: Eukaryota; Metazoa; Chordata; Aves; Charadriiformes; Scolopacidae.
UCCAAAAGGCUUCUGCGCGGACAAACACCAUGAUGCUGCUCACGAAAUUAUCGAGACAAUUCGGUGGGUCUGUGAAGAAAUCCCAGAUCUCAAGCUUGCUAUGGAAAACUACGUUUUAAUUGACUAUGAUACAAAAAGCUUUGAGAGCAUGCAGAGGCUUUGUGACAAGUACAACCGCGCCAUCGACAGCAUUCACCAGUUGUGGAAGGGAACCACCCAACCGAUGAAGCUGAACACUCGUCCCUCCAACGGGCUCCUGCGGCACAUCCUGCAGCAAGUCUACAACCACUCGGUCACCGACCCGGAGAAACUCAACAACUAUGAGCCCUUUUCCCCAGAGGUUUACGGAGAAACUUCCUUUGACUUGGUGGCCCAAAUGAUAGAUGAAAUCAAAAUGACAGAGGAUGAUUUGUUUGUUGACUUGGGUAGUGGUGUGGGGCAGGUGGUGCUUCAAGUGGCUGCAGCCACAAACUGCAAACAUCACUAUGGUGUGGAGAAAGCUGAUAUUCCAGCCAAAUAUGCUGAGACGAUGGACAGAGAGUUCAGAAAGUGGAUGAAAUGGUAUGGGAAAAAACAUGCAGAAUACACACUGGAAAGAGGUGACUUCCUCUCGGAAGAAUGGCGAGAGAGAAUUGCAAACACAAGUGUUAUUUUUGUGAAUAAUUUUGCCUUUGGUCCUGAGGUGGAUCAUCAACUGAAGGAGCGAUUUGCAAACAUGAAGGAAGGUGGGAGAAUUGUGUCCUCAAAACCUUUUGCACCUCUAAAUUUCCGAAUUAACAGUCGAAACUUGAGUGACAUUGGCACUAUAAUGAGAGUUGUGGAGCUGUCACCACUGAAAGGGUCUGUGUCAUGGACCGGGAAACCAGUUUCUUACUACCUGCAUACUAUUGACCGCACCAUACUUGAAAACUAUUUUUCUAGUCUCAAAAAUCCAAAACUCAGGGAGGAACAAGAGGCAGCUAGACGUCGUCAACAAAGAGAAAACAAGAGCAACACAACUACUCCAACGAAAGUUCAAGAAAACAAGGAUUCUGGUGCUGAAGAAGAAAAGGCUGGGGCAAAUUCUGUUAAAAAGCCAUCUCCCUCCAAAGCACGGAAGAAGAAGCUGAGUAAAAAAGGAAGGAAAAUGGCAGGCAGGAAACGAGGACGUCCCAAGAAAAUGAACACUGCAAAUACAGAGCGCAAGACCAAGAAGAACCAAACUGCACUAGAACUUCUGCACGCGCAAACUGUUUCACAGACAUCGUCAUCCUCUCCUCAGGAUGCGUACAAGUCACCUCAUAGUCCAUAUUACCAACUACCUCCUAAAGUGCAACGGCAUUCAUCCAACCAGCUACUGGUGACACCCACCCCACCCGCACUACAGAAGCUGCUAGACUCUUUUAAGAUCCAGUACAUGCAGUUCAUGGCUUACAUGAAAACUCCUCAGUACAAAGCGAGUCUGCAACAGUUACUGGAGCAGGAAAAGGAAAAGAAUGCUCAGCUACUGGGGACAGCACAGCAGUUAUUCACCCACUGCCAGGCACAGAAAGAGGAAAUCAAACGUCUUUUUCAGCAGAAACUUGAUGAGUUGGGAGUUAAAGCUCUGACGUACAACGACCUGAUUCAGGCUCAGAAGGAAAUCUCUGCUCACAAUCAGCAACUGAAAGAACAGACAAAACAGCUGGAGAAGGACAACAGUGAACUCAGGAACCAGAGCUUACAGCUGCUGAAGGCACGGUGUGAAGAGCUGAAGCUGGACUGGUCAACGUUGUCACUGGAGAACCUGCUGAAAGAGAAGCAGGCGCUGAAGAAUCAGAUUUCUGAGAAACAAAAGCACUGUUUGGAACUGCAGAUCAGCAUUGUGGAACUUGAGAAAAGUCAAAGGCAGCAGGAGCUCCUGCAGCUGAAAUCGUACACGCCGUCUGAGGAGUCGCUGUCAGUGCAGCUCCGCAAUAAGCCCCAUCUGAGCCGUGAUCCUGAGGCUGAUCACGGCAGGUUCCAGCUGGAGCUGGAAUGCUCUAAGUUCCCCAUGCCCCACAUCAAUGGCAUGAGCCCUGAACUCUCCAUGAACGGCCACGCGACUCCCUACGAAAUCCAUAACACUUUUAGCAGGCCCUCCUCCAAGCAGAACACCCCUCAGUACAGCACCUCUCACCUGGACCAAGACAUAGUUCCGUGUACCCCGAACCACGGCAGCAGACAGAAGGCAGACAAGAUGACCAGCUUGUCCUUACCCGAUUAUACCAGGUUUUCCCCAGCUAAAAUAGCCCUGAGGAGACACUUGAAUCAAGACCAUGCAGUCAAUGGAAAAGCAACAACUAAUGAGAUACAGAGAGCUGACCAUGUCAAAGAGAAUGGCCUUACAUAUCCAAGCCCUGGUAUUUCAAAUGGCAUAAAGCUGAGUCCUCAGGAAACUCGGCCCUCUUCCCCAGCGGCCUUACCAGUUGCAGGCGAGAAGGUUUUGAGAGAGAGAACCUCUGUGAGUAAUGGAGAAACUAUCACCAGCCUACCUAUCAGUAUUCCUCUCAGCACAGUGCAGCCCAAUAAACUCCCUGUUAGUAUCCCUCUGGCCAGCGUAGUCCUACCUAGCCGUGUUGAGAAGGUGAGAAGCACACCUAGCCCAGUUCAUCAGAGUAGAGACUCCUCGACACUUGAAAAGCAGUUUGGUGCUAGUUCUCAUAAUGGCGUAAGCAAUGCUGCUGGAAACAAGCCACUGGCUUUGGCUACCUCAGGUUUUUCUUACUCUUCUGGCUCCGUGGCAGUCAAUGGAAAUCUUACAAACAGCCCAGCCCAUCUUAACCAUAGUGUUGAUCAGGCAGCUCUGGACGACUCCGGGAGUCUCUUUAGCUCUGUAGGGUCUCGGAGUUCCACUCCACAACAUCCUUUGCUAAUGAUGCAGUCGAGGAACUCUGGGCCAAACUCCCCUGCUCACCAGCACUCAGCAAGCCCCAGGUUAAAUGGCACCUCUCAGAGCCUGGUAGGAGGGGUAUUGCAAUAUGCAGAUGCUCAGAAGAUGUUUGCCGAAGGAACAAAGGGGGAUCUUCAGUCUGAUGCAGCGUUUUCAGAUCCUGAGAACGAGGCCAAGAGAAGAAUCAUCUUUACGAUCUCUCCUAAUACAGGACAUGUAAAACAAUCCCCUUCCAACAAGCACAGUCCUCUGCCCGCGAGCGCUCGGCUGGACUGCGGCCAAGCCCACGCGCAGGACGGCAAGAAGCGAGGCCGGCGGAAGAGAAGCUCCACCGGGAAUCUCAGCGGGAACGCCGGGGUCUCCCCUAAACGCAAAUCCUUACCUACUGUGUCUGGGCUCUUUACGCAGCCGUCGGGUUCACCCCUCAAUAUCAACUCCAUGGUCAAUAACAUUAACCAGCCUUUAGAAAUAACAGCCAUUUCCUCUCCUGAAAACUCCCUGAAGAACUCUCCUGUUCCUUACCAGGACAAUGACCAGCCCCCGGUACUGAAAAAGGAAAAGCCCCUCGUUCAGACCAACGGGGUUCAUUACUCCCCUCUAACGUCGGAUGAAGAGCAGGGAUCUGAAGACGAGCACAACAGCAGCAGAAUCGAAAGGAAAAUUGCAACCAUAUCAUUGGAAAGCAAAUCUCCGCAGAAGACUGUUGAAAAUGGCGGCAGCUUAUCUGGGAGGAAACAAGCACAAAGCACCGAGAACAUGAACAGCAGUAAAUGGAAAUCGACUUUUUCACCGAUCUCUGACAUCAACCUGACCAAAACGACAGACAGUCCCUUGCAGUCGGUCUCGGCCCUGAGCCAGAGCUCGCUGUUUGCCUUCAGGCCGCCCUCGGAGGACGCUCUGGCCAUGGACACCAAGGUGGCACCUCACGGGAGGAAAAACGUCGCCGUGGCCUCGGCCGGUGCCGACGGGCUCAGCCCCGGUACAAACCCCCCCAACGGAUUCUCCUACAACGGGGGGCUCUCCGCAGACCUGGGUUUACACAGCUUUAUCGAUGGUGCUUCUCUUCCCCACAAAGCUUCCGAGGUGACCACUUCCAGCUCCUCCCUGGGAUUCCAGUCGCAACGAAGCAAAGAUGUGGGGGGAUCGGAAACGAAUCCCUUCUUGAACAAGAGGCAACUCGAAGGCCUCGGCGGCACGAAAGGAGAAGAUUUAAAUCGGUCGGGGGUGAAAGGCAAAGAGAUCGGCGAAAUAAACGUUCGUGCUGGGGGUUCUUCGGAAAAAAACUCUUUGCAGCAUAACGGAAAGGUCGGCAAAGGAAGGGACCGAGAUGUGGAGUUUAAAAAUGGCCACAACCUUUUCAUUUCUGCUGCUGUUUCGUCUGGUGGCCUUCUGAAUGGGAAAAGCCUUCCUACUGCUGUUUCUUCAGCAGCCAACCCAGCAUCUUCUGUUCAGGCUCACCAUCCUUUCCUAAACACUCUGACCACUGGAUCGCAGUUUCCCCUCGGCCCCAUGGCCUUGCAAGCAAACCUCAACUCGGUGACAAAUUCCUCAGUAUUGCAGUCCUUAUUUAAUUCCAUGCCAGCUGCUGCCAGUCUGGUCCACGUGUCAUCAGCUGCAACCAGACUGACUAAUUCUCACACUAUGGGGAACUUCUCUCCUGGGGUUACAGGUGGAACAGUUGGAGGUAUUUUUAACCAUGCGGUGCCUUCUGCCUCCUCUCCUCAUCAAUUUGGAGCCAGUUUCAGCAGCAGUGCUGUCUCUAGCAGCACGGUGCUAAGCUUAAACCCCCUGCAGGCUAUUGCCAGCACCUCAUCCUCAUCCUUCCCACCCCCUCCCUCUAAUUUAGUAACAUCUAGUGAGACUAGAUCUGCUCAGCACCUCAACAGAGCGCCAGUGCAAUCUGUUUUCCAUUCCCCUCCUCCCCCUCCUAACGUUUCCUUGCCCCCUCCUCCUCCAUUACUCGCUUCUAACUCCGAGCCCGCGCUUCUGCAGACCCUGCCAUCCAUCCCGCCCGCCGAGGCUUUUUUGCCACCCUCAUCCUCUGCUUCUGCCCAACCUGCUAACGCUUCUUUGUCUAUUAAGCUAGCUUCUCUCCAGCACAAAUCCUCCCGCCCCUCCUUUACAGUCCAUCACCCGCCUCUGCCCCGUUUGGCGCUGGCCCCGUCCGCGCCCGGGAUCACCCAGUCCAACGCUGGCACCUCGGCCAUGUGGGUUACCCUGGGCAUGCAGCCUCCUUACGCUUCGCACCUUUCCGGGGUUAAGCCGCGAUAAAGAGCUUGCUUAGCUAACCGUUCUUAUUGCGUAAGGUAACUAGGAUUUCUACCUCAACCCAAUGUGACCUAUGCAAGGACAACGUGGACCAACUUCACUCGGCUUCCACUGAAAGGUGCUCACCUGGCCUGUGCAGGGGUUUCUACUCUAUUACUACUGGACAAAAUAAAAACAUGAAAAGACCUAAACAACAGAAAAAAAAAAUAUUUACUGUGAAUCUGAGUAAAAAAAGGCAAAAAAAGAAAAAAAAAAAAAGGCAGAAGAAAUGCUUAAAGCUCCAGUUUGUAUUGUUGAUAGUUUAGAUAAAGUAUUUAUCUUUUUUUAAAGUGAAAACAAUUUUGACUUAUUUUAUUCCACCUAGAAUCAUAAAUACGACUUAUUAUUAAAUUCUCUUGACUAAUAAAGGACUGGCACACCAGCAGAGAUGUAAAGAGCCUCCUCUCGGUGCUAUUUCAACCCGUCAGAACUGUGCCUCUAGUUUGAUCCUUGGUGCUGCCUUCGGAGGGUUGCCCGACGCCAGACCCAGUUCUCAGACAGGUGGGAGUUUUGGUUUAUUCCACUCGCUCUGUUCAUAUCCCAACGUCCUCGGGCUUCGCAGAAAAAGGCAGUUUCUGCCUUUCGAACCCAAUGCUCUGUUUUUAACCCAAACUGAGCCAGGCGAUCCAUUAACUGGGUGGUCUUUAAUUGUCUCCGUUACAAAGAAGGACAUGGGGGCACCCCUCUGGCGUGGCCCUGGGGUGGCUCGGCCCCAUCUGACCACAAGAAAUUCAAGUCCUGCCCUGUUGGAACUCCUCCACUGGGCCAUUUGCAGUUGCUGGUGGCACUGGAGUCACUGUGAAUAUUGGUAGCCAGCCCGGUAACUGGUUUUGGGGUGUCGUUGGCAUAUGAACAGGGUGGGGAAUCACUGGUGUUGGUCAGGCCCUUGUCACCAGCGGUGGGAAGACACAACGUAGCGCGUCUUGUACUGGUGCAGGGAGCAGAACUUCUCACAGCUCGUUGGUUUUGUUCCAAGUACGAUGUAUUUUUUGUUUUUUUUGUUAGUAGGGUUUUGAUACUUGAUUCAGCAAUGGCUUAGCCGUGUCCCAUUUAUUGACGGAAGUGCAUUUUUGCUUUUGUAUUUCUUUGCUUUAAGUAGGUCUACAUGGUAGUUCACAAAAACACCGCGAUCUGGCUUAACCGUGCUGCCACUAUCCCACUGGUGCCGUUGAUCGUCUCGUGACUUGGUGUUCCCUGUACAGAAAGCGCCGCUCGGGAGCAGCGGCUGUAUUUUAUAGAGAUGUGAUGAAAAAGAAAAAAAAUAUAAAGUUCAUAUUCUUUUAUUUCAUUUAUUUUUAGAUUGUACAAUGCACAGUAAACUUGUAAAGACUUAUUUAUUCAAGUGCACAAAGUUGAGGAGAAGGGUGGUGUAUCCGGUAGGAAUCGCGCCGCUCUGCAGCUCAGGCUGGAGCGAGCACCAACAAAGGAAACUACAGUUCAAGAAGGGGAAUUGCAACAGCAAAAUGAGUAGAAGAAAAGGACGUUUAGGCUUUGGGGAAACAACUGCCUGAUGGUCCCGAGGCUCUGAGGGACAGCACUGUCCUCAAAUCCCUUCCAGGUCACUACUGCUCCCGGAGGACUCUUCCACCUCCAGCAAUGGGGCAUCCACCUUAGACUGGAGCCUUGCCCCACCAGCCCUUCCCCACCCCCGAUGGAGCAUCCCGAGGGCACAGAACACUGGGCAUUUAAUUAAUUAAUGCGUUAAACACACUUUAGGUGUCUGUUCUUGUAGUCAGUGAGAUACCUCUGCCCCCGGGUGCUCUCUCCUGCUCCAGGCUCCGGGAGGAAGGGUUGUGGGCACGAUGCUGGUCAUCUUCAGAGUGGUGAGGGAGAGGGGCUGUAGCAGCUCCUGCCUUCUACCGACAUCAGUGGGGCCCUUUUCUCUGUACCUCAUCCAUCUUCAUAGAGAUUUAGGAUAAAAUUCAGUAAUUUUGUUGAUUCUUAAGCGUGUCUUCCAUAGGCAGGCUUUGUGCACAGAAACUGUUGGUCUAAUUUUGCUGUCUCCUUCACCGGGAAGGGAAGGGAGUGAUAGCCCUGGAAACUGGGGACACUUUGGAGCUGUUUUGUGCUUGGCGUGUGGGAGAGGACUUGAGAGCGCGGCGCCCUGCUGAGUUAUUAACAGCGAAGUGAAAACUUGGGAUAAAAGGGCAAAAACGCUCAGAGGGUGAGAGCUGAGAAACAUCCAGUAGCUUCUCGUAGGAGCCGUACACAGUUUAUAUGUCCUGGAAUCCAGGAGGACAAUGUAACCCAGAUGUUUUGCAGCUGGGAGUUGGGCAGCUCCAGCUUCUUCUGGAUCUGUGGGUCACUGGGAGUUGGGGAGCUGCCUUCGCAUCCUUCCUUCCCAGCCACCGGCAGAGCACGCGGGUCUCUGAAGGCUUGGUGUUGGUAGGCUGUGCCUGAGCAUUGCAGCCUUAAUUGCAUCCCCCCCCUGUCUCUUACACCCUUGACAAGAGAGAUGAGGAAAUACAAGUAGAAGCUUUUCAUCACUCUGCUUUUAUCAGAUCCUUUUCUGAAAAGGGACCAAGUUACGGUGCUCCUUGGACCUCUUGUGCCCACCUUCAUCUCAAAGCACAGAAGAAUCCGACAAGAGAACUUGGUGCCAUCCCUUGCUCUCUAUGGGGAGGGUUCCCUUGUGCUCACACCCAAGGUGCUUAUAGGACACGAGCAAAGAUGCCCAUUUGGAGGAGGAACCGAUGUCCGGAGCUCCGUGGAACCUGCUGUGCUCCCCAACAUCUGCUGGAGGCCUGGAUCACCCAGUGGCUCCUGGCACCGCUCCUCAGCUUGAUGGAAUGACUUGCUUUGCCCCAAGGUUCACAGCGUGCCAGGAAUCGGUGUCUGGGGAGCCAGACAGAGAUGGUUUAGUGGUGGACUUGGCAGUGUGAGGUUGAUGGUUAGACUUGAUGGUCGUAAAGGUCUUUUCCAACCUAAAUGACCCUUUGGAGCAAAGGCCCUGGACAAGUCUUGGUUUGUCAUCUGCUCCGGUGGGUGUCGUAGAAAAGCAAAACCCCCUCUGUCCUGCAGUGUCCCGUGUGGUGGGGGGUGAAUGGUGAUGGGUGGUCACCCGGUGUCUGUUGCUGGAGAUGAGCAGCACAGGCUGUAGAUAUCAGCUCAACACACGUGCGCCAUCAAGGCGUUCUCAGUGACCCAGGAUUUUGGAGCCUGUGACUCCCCAGCUGUCGUCCGGGAAGUCCAGAGGAACCCAGACACUGACCCAGGAACAAACGUGUAGUUGGGACGGACUUGAAAGGGAUUCGAUCUGCGGCCAACCUGCCAAGCAUCUGCUUCAGCCUCCUGGGGCCUGCUGGGACUGGCCUUCAUCUACCUCUGCGUCGUCUCAGCCCUGCUGUUCCUGGUGACCCGACCUUUCCAUCUCGGCAGCCCUGGAGCUGCUCUGGCCUGGCCAGUGUCUUCCACCCCCACCCGACACCGCUGGCACCUUCUCCUCGUGAUGCCCACUGAGAUGUGCUUCCAGGCAGGUGCCCCCGAUGCUGAUGCUCGGGGGGAGCAGAGGUGGGAGACCAGGCGAGGAUGGGUUUUGGACGGGUGUUUUGAUGUUGCAUGAACUGGGAGAUGUUGCCAAGAGAUUUGUGCUGUCGUCUGCCCCACUCCCUCAUCUUUUAUCGCUUUGCCGUAACCUCGAGCAAGUUCAACUUGUUUCUUCUCUGUCUGCAGCCCAGGAGAGCGUUCACCUUGCUCUGGGCUGCGGAAGGGACAGCUCUUGGAGACGUGAAGAUCUGAUCCAUAUGGCUACAAGGAUAAGCCCCUCCUGACCCUCCUGUAGGAGCGCUCUGCCAGAGGUCUGAAACCUGCUUUCAAUAAUUGGAGAUAAUUUUGAGUAAUCAAAGCCAAACAGCUUCCAAAAAGGAAUUCCUUCAGCCUUAACCACAUCCUGUCGGCUCUGGUCCUUUCGUGGCUGUCACACGUGUUCCUUCUCCUCCAGGCCACCGCCAGCGAGGGACUCGUCGGGAAGCUGAGAUCCAUCUUGUAGCACGUACGUUGCCAAAAAAAGACAAGGAACUUCCUGAGCGUUGCGCCGGGCAGGACCCGUGUCCCGCUGCGGAGCCCCAGCCCCGGGGACCAGCCCUGAGCUGAACUCUUCCUUUUUUGGUGAUUUGCUGCCUCUGGCUCGCGCUUCCCGGGUCGGGUCCAUUGAGACCCACCGUGUUGAGAAGCUGAGCGAGCUCCAAGAGCAGGAAACCUGAAGUCAACGUUCGCUGCCCGUUAGUCAUUCGGCACCAAUCCCUCCGUUAGCCACCGGUGGGGCACCCAGCAGCCACUGGUCAGUUGGUGAGGGAGAAAGUGGUUGGAAGAGGUGGAGGGUUGGGCUGAACCCGAGCUGCUGCGCAGGGUGAUGGGGACAUCAAGCUGUCCCUGGUUCCCUCUUGUUUUGGGGCAAAUGAGGCUGUUUCCUUUAGGAAGGUGUGGAUCAGGCUGGACAACCGUGAUGAUGGGAAGUGUCUUCACCCCCCAUACUCUUGGUUGUGGGUGCAAGGGGAAAGAGGUGAAGGGGAAUGUGCUUUUUGGAGAAGCCACCAACAACGGGGAGUGUAGCCCAUCCUGGAUGUAUGUGACACUUGGAGACAAAGUGCCAUCUCCGACUGGUUUCUUCUAACAGCGGGAACUCCUGUCUCCUUGGCCACGAAGAAAUUGUGCUUCCAUCUCACCUCCUGCCUUCCUCGUGGCUGCUUUGUCUUCAAGGGUUUGUGCAGAUGGAGGUGAGCUUGUAGGGUCUGGAUCUGAUGGCACCUGCAGUCGCUGGAGUGCCCAGGACAGGAUGGUUGUAUCACUUGGUCUUGAAGGGAUCUACCUUCACUGGUUUUGAGCGUCAAGAGCUUUCAAAUCCCCAGGACUUGAUGCUCCUCAGCCUGAGACUCACCCAACUCUUUGUCACUUGUUGAAUCUCAAGUUGUAGUGUUGAGUAGCAUUUUUCUUUCUUUAAUCAAACUUUAUACCCAAGCAAGUAACUUCUUCACUUGAAAUCUGCUGAGCAGAUGGGUUUUGGGCUUGAGAAGCUCUUCCAUUGCAUCUGACAUCUCACACUGGAGGGUUGCUUCUGUGCUGCUUGGCCGGUCAGGGUGGAUGGCCCGGCUCAGUGGGGUCUGACAUGUGGGUGCCUGCCCUCACCCCUGUGGGGACAAGAGUUUCCUUCUGAGAGGCCUUGGUGACACUUCUUCCUCAGCCAGCUCCUUCAGGGGUUGGACUAGAUGACCUUUAAAGGUCCCUUCCCAUCCAGACUGUUCUAGGAGUCUCUGUACAGAUUAAUCUGGGAUUGUCGCUUUGCCUUGGAAAAUCCAUGGGAGGGAUGAGUGGGAGGGAGAUGGAUGAGGAGGACAAGAGGGAUGGGACCCAGUUCUGCCUCGGGUGGGGCCACAGCAGCAGUUGCAGGUCAGGUCUCCACACCAGGAUGGAUUUACCCCCUGUGGUGGUGGGAUCCUGUCUCAUCCCAGCCUUCCCUCAGAGGGGGCUCUUGUCUGCCUUUGGGCUUCCCCUUCCAGGAGAAGGUCUACUCUGGAGUGACGAGGCUGUGGACAGGCAGCUUGGGGUGGCUUCCAGGGACCUGUGUACUUCGAUUCUUGCCAGGAUUGUGUAUUUAGAGAGCAGCAUCUGCUCCCCACACCCGUUAUGGUUCCACUUGGAGGAGAGUCCGAGCAGGGGAGAGCAUUGGUGGAUGCAGAGCUGGUUUCUGCCGUGGGGCAGGGCAUGGACUCAGCUUUUGUUCAGGUGAUGGUUUCGGUGGGACCCAGAGUCACUGAGAGCAGUUUGAAGGCCAUUGUGUGCUUCCAUCUCCGCUGAGUUUAUACAGAGGGCCCACUUCUGGGACUCCUGUGGACCCACCGGUGGCCCUGGCACGAGGACCUGUGGGACCUGUGCCCUUGCGGUGCUCCUGCAGCAGGGGCUGGUUGCUGUGGGUAGGAGGGUGGCUCUGGGUGGGCAUUUGGGACCUUUACACAACAAAAGGCUGCUCUCUCAGCCUCGGUCCCUGCCCUGCUCCAGCUCUUACCGUUGCUGGAAGAGGAGGUGUCCAGCUCUGGGAGCUUGAUCUCAAGCUGCUGAUGGUGACUCCCCUCCCGGCUGGGACUUCCCCGUGUCCUUCCUUCCCAGCUGGGUCUGGGGUUGGUGCUAAUCACCCCAAGCUCUAAUAACAAAUGUGGUGUCCCCCUGGGGGCUGAUGGCAGGAGAGCCCUUGUCCCCUCCAGGGCUGAUGGCAGGAGAGCCCUUGUCCCCCCGGGGCUGAUGGCAGGAGAGCCCUUCUUUAGGACUCGGUGACUUUGUCCCAGCGCUGACCUCGGGUGGCUUUGGCUGAUCAUGUCCUUCGUGUGACCCCGUUGCUUUCCGUGCUGAAAUCGGUCUUUUUAAUUACACAGGGUAUGGAAACCUGCAGAUUAUUGAUGGAUUUUUUUUCCCUUGGAGGGAGUUCUCCCGCCUCACGGGGGUGGGUGGCCGGAAAAAUCCGGUUUUUGUGGUUUUACCUGAGCCAGAAGCACGAAGAGAUUGAGCGUGGGGAGCGGUGGUGUCCCCAGCGAAGGGGGGACCUUGUGCCGGGGGCUGCAAACCAUCAGGAAUGGCUUUUAAAAAUCACAGUUUGGGGAGAAGAAACUGGACAGUGUUUUUGUGAACUAUCUUUGCAGCACUGAGGGAAAAAAAAAAAAACAAAAAAUCCCAAGAAUUGGCUUUUUUGGAAG